AUGGGUGCAGGUGGUCGAAUGUCAGACCCAUUUGAUGACAAAAAGAUUUUGGAACGAGUCCCGGUUGAUCCGCCGUUUUCGUUAAGUGAUUUAAAGAAAGCGAUCCCUGCCCAUUGCUUCAAACGAUCUGUCAUACGUUCAUCUUACUAUGUUGUUCACGACCUCAUUGUUGCCUACGUUUUCUACUUCCUUGCAAAUACAUAUAUUCCUUUUCUUUCUACUCCUCUAGCUUACUUAGCUUGGCCAGUUUACUGGUUCUGUCAAGCUAGCAUCCUCACUGGUUUAUGGGUCAUUGGUCAUGAAUGCGGUCACCAUGCCUUUAGUGAAUACCAAUGGAUUGAUGACACUAUCGGCUUUAUCCUCCACUCAGCUCUCAUGACACCCUAUUUUUCAUGGAAAUAUAGCCAUCGAAAUCACCAUGCCAACACAAAUUCACUUGAUAAUGAUGAAGUUUACAUUCCUAAACGGAAGUCGAAAGUCACGUGGUACUCAAAAAUUCUUAAUAACCCACCUGGUCGAGUAUUCACUUUAGUUUUUAGGUUCACCCUAGGAUUUCCUUUAUACCUCUUAACUAAUAUUUCUGGAAAGAAAUACGGAAGGUUUGCCAACCACUUUGAUCCCAUGAGUCCAAUUUUCACCGAGCGUGAGCGAAUUCAGGUUCUGCUAUCAGAUAUUGGCCUUCUUGCCGUCUUUUAUGCAAUCAAGCUUGCUGUAACAGCAAAACGAGCUGCUUGGGUAAUGUGCAUAUAUGGAGUUCCGGUGCUAGGAGUUCAUAUGUUUUUCGUUAUUAUAACUUAUUUGCACCAUACUCAUCUAUCAUUGCCUCAUUAUGAUUCAACCGAAUGGAACUGGAUCAAAGGGGCCCUGUCAACAAUUGAUAGGGACUUUGGAUUCCUAAAUAGAGUUUUCCAUGAUGUUACACACACCCAUGUUUUGCAUCACUUGAUUUCAUACAUUCCACAUUAUCAUGCAAAGGAGGCAAGAGAUGCAAUCAUUCCAGUUUUGGGUGAGUUUUAUAAGAUCGAUAGGACUCCAAUCUUUAAAGCCAUGUGGAGGGAAGCUAAAGAAUGCAUGUAUAUCGAGCCUGACCAAGCUAGCGAACACAAAGGUGUUUUUUGGUACCAUAAAAUGUGA
Messenger RNA from Lactuca saligna, 1134 nucleotides. Lineage: Eukaryota; Viridiplantae; Streptophyta; Magnoliopsida; Asterales; Asteraceae. The record is from the annotation of a GenBank genome assembly.